UGUCAAAGUUGACAUCAGCCCCGGAGCCGAGUUGAACCGGAGCCUCGUGCCUGAACGGGAGAGCGAGCUCACAUCAUUCAGUGGCGCAUGCUUCACGGAGUUAUGUACCUCGCGCUGUCUUGCCCUCUGAACUGCCUGCCAUCAUGGAUUGCAAACCGCGCGCGAAACCACUACUACUUUGUAUUUUUCUGUUCAUCUUGUCGUUUAUUUGUCCAGCACUUCUGAUCAUCCACCCGUCCAAUGAAGUGAACCUAUUGGACUCCAAAGCCAGCCAGGGGGAGCUGGGAUGGAUCUCCUACCCAUCACACGGGUGGGAGGAGAUCAGCGGAGUAGACGAGAACUACACUCCCAUCAGGACCUUCCAGGUGUGUAACGUGAUGGAGUAUAGUCAGAAUAACUGGCUGAGGACCAACUGGAUCCCACGCCAGUCAGCCAAGAAGAUCUACGUGGAGCUAAAGUUCACCCUGAGAGACUGUAACUCCAUCCCCCUGGUCCUGGGGACCUGCAAGGAGACCUUCAACCUGCUGUACAUGGAGACAGACGAGGACCAGGGCAGCCGCUUCAGAGAACACCAGUUCUCCAAGAUCGACACCAUCGCUGCAGAUGAGAGCUUCACCCAAAUGGACCUGGGGGACCGCAUCCUGAAACUCAACACGGAGGUCCGGGAGGUGGGGCCUGUUACCAAGAAGGGCUUCUACCUGGCGUUCCAGGAUGUGGGGGCGUGUGUGGCGCUGGUGUCAGUCAGGGUGUACUUUAAGAAGUGCCCGUUCAUCGUUAGGAACCUGGCCUCCUUCCCUGAUACGGUGCCCAUGGACUCUCAUUCAUUGGUGGAGGUGAAGGGCUCGUGUGUCAAUCACUCCAAGGAGCAGGAGCCACCACGUAUGUACUGUAGUACAGAGGGAGAGUGGCUAGUGCCCAUAGGGAAGUGUCUGUGUAACGUCGGCUAUGAGGAGAGAGGGAGCUCCUGCCAAGCAUGCAGAGCCGGGUUUUAUAAGUCUCUGCUGGGUAAUGCCCAGUGUUCUAAGUGUCCACCUCACAGCUUCACCCAUAAUGAGGGAGCGCUACACUGUGGCUGUGAGAAAAACUACUUCCGCGCUGAUGGAGACCCACCAUCUAUGUCCUGCACACGUCCUCCCUCCGCUCCUCGUAACGUGAUCUCAGUCAUCAACGAAACCUCAGUGAUUCUGGACUGGUCCUGGCCGGAGGACACGGGAGGUCGUAAGGAUGUCACCUUCACCGUGCUGUGUAAGCGCUGCAGGCCGGGCCAGAGGGUGUGUGAGGCGUGUCGCAGCAAUGUGCGGUUCCUCCCCCGCGCUGCAGGUCUGCAGAACACUACCGUUACCGUGGGAGACCUGCUGGCUCACACCAACUACACUUUUGAGAUUGAGGCUCAGAAUGGAGUGUCCCAGUUAGCUCCUACCAUGAGGCAGUACGCUGCUGUGACCAUCACUACCAACCAAGCAGCCCCUUCUCCAGUGACUGUGAUCAGGAAGGAACGUACGUCUCGUAACAGCAUCUCUCUGUCCUGGCUGGAACCAGAGAGACCCAACGGCAUCAUACUGGACUACGAGGUCAAAUACUACGAGAAGCAGGAGCAGGAGACCAGCUACACCAUCCUGCGCUCUAAGGGUUGUAACGUGACGUUAAGCGGUCUGAAGGCAGACACCUCCUACCUGCUCCAGAUCAGGGCCAGGACUGCAGCAGGAUAUGGAGCCAGCAGCAGGAGUUUUGAGUUUGAGACCAGCCCUGACUCAUUCUCUAUCUCCAGUGAGAGUAGUCAGGUGGUGUUGAUAGCCAUCUCCUCUGCUGCAGCCAUCAUCCUGCUCACUGUCCUCCUCUACAUUGUGAUUGGCAGGUUCUGUGGCUACAGAAGGUCUAAACACCCUGACGAGAAGAGACUGCACUUUGGCAAUGGACACUUGCGUCUGCCAGGUAUAAGAACCUAUGUAGACCCUCACACCUAUGAAGACCCCAGUCAGGCCGUCCAUGAGUUUGCCAAGGAGCUGGAUGCUUCCUGUAUCGCCAUCGACAAGGUGGUGGGAGCAGGUGAGUUUGGGGAGGUGUGCAGCGGUCGUCUGCGUCUGCCCAGUAAGAAGGAGAACUGUGUGGCCAUCAAGACUCUGAAGGCAGGAUACACCGACAAACAGAGGCGAGAUUUCCUGUCCGAAGCGUCCAUUAUGGGACAGUUUGACCAUCCAAACAUCAUCAGGCUGGAGGGAGUGGUGACCAGGAGUAAACCUGUGAUGAUAGUAACUGAAUACAUGGAGAAUGGAUCCUUGGACAGCUUUCUGAGAAAACACGAUGCCCAGUUUACUGGUAUCCAGUUGGUGGGCAUGCUGCGUGGCAUUGCGUCGGGCAUGAAGUACCUGUCUGACAUGGGCUACGUCCACAGAGACCUGGCUGCCCGCAACAUUCUGGUCAACAGCAACCUGGUGUGUAAGGUGUCUGACUUCGGCCUGUCCAGAGUCCUGGAGGAUGACCCCGAGGCUGCUUACACCACACGGGGAGGUAAGAUCCCUAUCAGGUGGACAGCUCCAGAGGCCAUCUCCUACAGGAAGUUUACCUCGGCCAGCGACGCCUGGAGCUACGGCAUCGUGCUCUGGGAAGUGAUGUCAUACGGGGAGCGACCUUACUGGGAGAUGUCCAAUCAGGACGUUAUCAAAGCAGUAGAUGAGGGCUACAGACUGCCUCCUCCUAUGGACUGUCCUGCUACUCUGUACCAGCUGAUGUUGGACUGCUGGCAGAAGGAGAGGAACAAUAGACCCAAGUUCGAACAGAUCGUCAGCAUCCUGGAUAAACUCAUACGCAAUCCUGGGAGCCUGAAGAUCACAGCCAACACCUCACCCAGGCCAGCUAACCUGCUCCUGGACAGGAGUAGUUCAGAGGUGGUUCAGUCAUUGGGAACCAUGGGGGAUUGGCUGGACAACGUGAGGUCUCUGCCCUUUAAGGAGGCCUUCUCUGGGGUCAGCUACAGCUCCUGUGACACCCUGCCCAAGACCUCCGCAGAGGACCUAAAGAAGGUUGGUGUGACUAUCGUCGGACCCCAGAAGAACAUUGUGAGCAGCAUCAAAGCACUAGAGAGCCACAGUAAGAACGCCCCUGUCCCAGUGUAACUCGACUGAGCCACUACAGACUGGCUGUCUGGCUGUCUGGCUGUCUGGCUGACUGGCUGACUUGCUGACUGGCUGCCCUCUGGGCCCCGUUCCAAUCUGAAUGAAGCCCCUCUGCCCCGUUCCAUUCUGAAUGAAGCCCCUGUGGGCCCGUUCCAUUCUAAUGUAAAGCUUCUCCCCUUCAGUUCCUCCCUCCACUCCAGUGAGACCUCUGUGAACGUUUCAGUGACGUUCCUUCCACAAGGGAGCCCUCCCCUUGCAUGGGGUAGUGAUGGGGAGAGGAGGGGCUCAUUGGAUUAGAACAGCCCUCUGAUCUCUCUAACAUACAGGAAGGAAGUUCCAAACUAAAGGAGGAAGUAGACGUUAGAAAAGUGGUGCAGCGGAGGGCGACUGCCCUGGAGAUUGAUUAUGUCACCAUGUUGUCAUGCCCUGACACUGAACACAGGGCAAGCAGUCAGACCGACACAACAACUGUUCGACGCGCCACAUCAAUGCUGAAAUGCCUUACUGAGAACAGGAGAGGAGGGGAGAGAACCUGGCCUUGGACCUUGGGGGCAUGGCGAUAAAGGGCUGGAGCUGGGAUUGGAUAACGUGGGACAGCAGGGCCCUGUGUGUGACCUAUAGUGGUAAGGGGCUCGUUGAGAACUGAUCCAAUCGUGAUCUGAUCCUGUGGAUUUGACUGACAGCUCUUUAACUCUGGAGAGGGGGACAUUAAAUGCCUUUAGUAUAACAAUGCAGUCAGCAGCAGCACCAACCCACUCACAACAUCCUGGAGCAGACAGAAGCAGACCUGGAGAUUCAUUCAUGAACUCUGAAAUGCUGGACUCCCACCACUAAAGACCCCGCUCUCUCUCACAGAGAAGGACUGAUACCGCUCUGUGCGUCCGUGAGUGUGCUUGUGUUACUCAAGAGAAAGUCAGCUUGAGAAAGAAGCCAAACCAUUGGAUGGGCACCCAGACUACAAUAAGCCAUGUAUCCCCUAGCUAUAGACUAAUGUCUGAAAACAGUUGAUGUCAAACAGAAAGCAAUAACCACAACAAUCAGUUAUCGGUUUGAUCAACCAGAACCCAUGAGUCUUACACAGUUUGCUCUGAUGGUUCACAGGACAUAUCAGACCACAUACAGAACUGUAACUAACUGCCACAAGUCUGCUUAUUAUACUGUAGGUGAUGAUGCAUCACUCCAAGCUUCCUAGUUCCUAGCCCUAGUGUGAAAUCUCAGUAUGUGUUAUUCAUUCAAACUAAAGCAGGAUAGAGAGAAAAGGAGAAGUAGAGAGAGAGACAGAGAGAGAGAGAGAGAGAGAGAGAGAGAGAGAGAGAGAGAGAGA
This is a messenger RNA of Coregonus clupeaformis (lake whitefish), 4437 nucleotides long. Its product is annotated as ephrin type-A receptor 3. The coding region runs from base 144 to 3113 and encodes 989 amino acids. Gene Ontology annotation, biological process: cell surface receptor protein tyrosine kinase signaling pathway; protein phosphorylation; axon guidance. The record is from RefSeq and is a predicted model, not a curated record. Gene Ontology annotation, molecular function: protein binding; ATP binding; transmembrane-ephrin receptor activity. Gene Ontology annotation, cellular component: neuron projection; plasma membrane. The transcript is spliced from 17 exons. Lineage: Eukaryota; Metazoa; Chordata; Actinopteri; Salmoniformes; Salmonidae.